Prunus armeniaca (apricot) is the source of this 273-nucleotide messenger RNA. NCBI's taxonomy places the organism in Eukaryota, Viridiplantae, Streptophyta, Magnoliopsida, Rosales, Rosaceae. The record is from the annotation of a GenBank genome assembly.
AUGAGUGAAGGCUGGGAAGGAGCUUAUGAUCCAAGUCUUUUGGCACGUGUAGAGAAAUCCGAAUAUUACCGGAUUAAGUCCUUGGAGAAUACAAUUGUCAACAGAAAGGUUCUUGUUGUGCUCGGUUCAGCCAUGGCAAAUGCGAUGAGAUUAUCUGAGAUUUUUGUGAGUGUGAGGGCAAAGAAUUUUAGAGAAGCCAGAGGGUGGGCGAGGCUGGGGCUGCGGGAGUUGGGGAGGGUGGGGAUUACUGUAAGAUUUGAGCGGGGUUGUUAG